Messenger RNA from Vespula vulgaris, 890 nucleotides. RefSeq names its product acireductone dioxygenase (gene Adi1). NCBI's taxonomy places the organism in Eukaryota, Metazoa, Arthropoda, Insecta, Hymenoptera, Vespidae. The coding region runs from base 142 to 693 and encodes 183 amino acids. Gene Ontology annotation, molecular function: acireductone dioxygenase [iron(II)-requiring] activity. The record is from RefSeq and is a predicted model, not a curated record. The transcript is spliced from 4 exons.
GGCAAAGUAGAUUAUAUUGAUAAUGGCAAUCGUUAGGUUAUGUAAUAGCAACUAAUAGCGAACUAUCACAUUUAAUUUAUAUCGUCAUUUACGCGUAGAACGUUCGACUCGACGAAACGGUUUUACUUUUACCCUAUAAGUAUGGUUCGCGCAUGGUACAUGGACGACAGUGAUAUUGAUCAAAGAUUGGAACACCGAAAGGAAUCAUCGGAACUUUUGUCAAUGGCGGAUUUGUAUGCAAUUAGUGGUGUCGAAUAUUUUAAGAUAAAUCACGAGCAUUACUUAAGUGAUCCAACACUAACAGAAUUGAAAAAAAAGCGUGGAUAUACUUAUGAAGAUGAAAUAACAUGCUCCAAAGAAUGUUUAGCUAAUUACGAAGAAAAGUUAAAGAAUUUUUUUACUGAACAUCUUCAUAACGAAGAAGAAAUACGUUUGGUUCUGGAUGGAUCUGGUUAUUUUGAUGUGAGAGAUAAAGAUGAUCAAUGGAUUCGUAUUGAAGUCAAGCCAGGAGAUAUGAUUAUUAUUCCCAGUGGUAUAUAUCAUAGAUUUACUUUAGAUACUAAAGAUUAUAUACAAGCUAAAAGAUAUUUUAUAGGAAAACCUGUAUGGACACCUUAUAAUAGACCAGCUGAUAAUAUGAGUUGUCGUCGAGAGUAUCUUGAACAAUUAAAAAACGGUUUCAAACCCAAAUAAAAAAUUCAUAACAUUAUAAUAUGCAAGUUAAUCAUGCAUUCCAAAAAAACAGAUUUGUUAAUAAUUUUUAAUUUCUUCAUAUUUUAAUUAAGUUUGUAAUAUUUUAAUUUGUGAAAAAUAUUCAUAUAUAAAUACAAUUUUGUAUCAAUGGGUCUUCCAAUAAUAUACAUAUAAUAAAUUUUUAUAAUAUAUAUAUA